CAAUAAGUUGAAUAUCUGAGUUUACUUAAAGUUUUUAUUUAUUUAUGACAUUAAUCCACUCUUAAAUGAAUGAAAAGACAUAUCUUAGUUCAUUAUAGUACAGAUAUAUUUUUUUGUUAAAACAUUUAUGAAUACAAAAUGUAUCUCCAUCUGUAAAAUUAGAGUCGUGAAGUACAUUAACAUGUACAGUAUUUGUUUUAUUUAGAAUUUUACUUUAUCCACUUCUGCGUUCACUGACAUUAAGAAAUAAAAAAGGAACAUUUACAAAUGAUGAAUGGCAUAUUUUACAAACCAUUUUUCAUCUAUAUUUAGUUGAAAUUAAAAUAAUUAGAAUUAGAAUACAUUCUUUUAUUAUAUUAACAUUAUUUACUUUAUAAUAUACUAAACCUCAGUAGUGUCAUAAGGACAUGUAAACCUGCGUAAUCGUGUUUUGAUUAUGCAAAGGAAUAUCAUGCUGUAAAUCUAACACAAACCCCACCUCUGUAAAUUCAGUAUAUAAUAUUCUCACACUGUCCAUCUGACACCCUUCAUCUGGAUCAUGGCACUGCACAUCAUCACCGUGGUUCUUUUCACUGUGUUCGUCUCCGAAGCACUGACACUGACAUGUUUCAACUGUACCGGGACUCCACCUGCAACAUGCACAUCAACUGCUAACUGUUCACAGUGCAGUUCCAUGACCACGAACACGACCAUGGCCUCAAUCGAUGGCAGAAACAAUGUUGAUGUGAAGAGUUGCGACACUGGCCCGUGUGUUAAUUUGACCAUAAAUUCUGAAUUGAUCAGCAUCUCCUCCAAAUGCUGUUCUUCAGAUUACUGCAACAAUGCUACAGACUCAGAGAACGGAUUGAGCUGCGAUGUCACAGGCGGCACACUGAAAUGUAAAGUUGGUGAGAACCAGUGCUUCACUGUAACAGUUGGAUUUAAUGGCACGAACCUUAAUCUCAAAGGAUGCGCAAGCCAAAACAUCUGUAACAGUACACUAAGGAACAUUACACUACCCCCAGGAGUAAACAUAUUUAAUUUUUCAUGUCUCCAUGAAGCAAAAAAUAUGACACAGGGACCUGUUUCUGCUGGGACCAGUACUUUUUCCCAUCUGAAAUCUGUUUUAGGAGGUUUUCUUUUGGUUUUAGUAUUUAGAUGCUCAGUUUUGUCAAUGUAAAGCAGUUUCAAGCUUUUCUGAUUAAUUAAGAGAAAUGUAUUUGUUGAAAAUGA
Messenger RNA from Pimephales promelas (fathead minnow), 1212 nucleotides. RefSeq lists its product as uncharacterized. The record is from RefSeq and is a predicted model, not a curated record. NCBI's taxonomy places the organism in Eukaryota, Metazoa, Chordata, Actinopteri, Cypriniformes, Leuciscidae.